This is a messenger RNA of Durusdinium trenchii, 3419 nucleotides long. The record is from the annotation of a GenBank genome assembly. Lineage: Eukaryota; Dinophyceae; Suessiales; Symbiodiniaceae.
CUCAAGCUGGCAUGUAGUGAAAGUAGUGACGUAGUGACGACGUGUUGUUGCUUGACCCCUGCCUCCUUCGUUUGGACGGCCUGAGCCCGGAAGGAAUGAAGGCAUUACGCAGCAUGUGGCGAGGCCCAGUCUUUGCAGUGAUUCUGUUCAGCGUGGCAUCGCAUGGGGAGACGGAGAACACCACGACGACAGACAUAACGACAACUGCGGCUGAUAAUCCGAAUUUGACGACGACGACGACGGUUACAAUAUUGGAAUUUGUAACUGGCGAAAUGCAAGCCACCGUGAGCAGUUGCGUGACCUUGCAAACGGACACAGGCCGUGGUGCCAUCAAGACAGGUAUCGCCACCCUUGCGCAGGUGACAGAGGCGCAAGUUAGUACUGUGGAUGUGACUUGUCCAAAUCGCCGCCUCUCCUUCUUGCCUAGGCUCCUGUCAGCAACCGCGCAGAUUGGUUUUGGAAUUCAAGUCUUGGGUGGCGAUGGUGCGUCCAUUCAGGCGCGCAUGGAGUCGACUGACAACGCAAGCCAGCAGCUUCAGGAUGCGAUCCAAACAGCCGGAUUGGACGUAAACAUCACUGUUGAUUCAGCGGUGGCAAGUCUCGUUCAAUCAUUGACUACACCGACAACUACUGCAAUGUCAACCGCUACGACGACAGUGGCAGGAACAACAAGCUCCUCAGAAUUUCCUGUGGAACUACUUAUAGUCAUAAUCCUUUUGUGUGUCGUCCUUAUUUGUUGCGUUUUGCCAGUGGGUGGUAUCAUGUGGCGGAAGCAGGUGCAGGAACAGCGAGUCAUGGCUGUGCGCAAGCUGGAUGAUGAGGUAAUUCAGUUGGAGACCUUAUUCGAUGAGCUGUCCACACAGGUAGAAGUUUUCAACGACAAGUGCCAGAAAGAGUUGGAUGGCCGGUAUCAGCGGGAAUUCCGUGAUCGAGUGGGUGAUCAGCAGCAAGGCUUUAAGCAGAAAUGGGAGGCGCUCGUCGAAGAGAAAAAGCGAUUCCUGAAGGAGUACGAGUUCGAGAUGUUGCGGCGUCAGCCUGCAGAGGUGUCCAGGCAACCGUCAACGGUUGCACAACCGCCACCUACUUUGCAAGAGAAGAUCUGGCCGCCAAUGCCCGUGACAGAUCCGAAUGUGAUUCAGGGGCAGCAUAAGCAGCUCAAUCAGCUGGACAAGACCAUGAAGGAGACCUGCGACAUAUUUGGUCAGCAAGUGCGCCUAGCCUUUCCCAACGGCCUCCCUGAGAUUCCAAGUCCAGGUGUCCUGGGUUCCAUUCGCAGCGAACCCGUGAAUGCAAGUAUUCAGCAGGAAGCGUCUUUGCUGGCACCUUUUACGCAUCCACUUUUUGCCCAAGUGACGGUGAAGCCGCACGGUGUUUUAGGGGCUGGAGCUGGAGUGGCACCUUUCACAGAGAUUCCUGCAGUCGUAGUGGAUCCUGCUGGCUGGAGAUUCGUUGGAAAGACAGGUGAGGUGAAAGGAGCAGGGGGUGCUGCUGGUGCAAUCUAUGAUUGGUUGGGACUCAAAAAGACUGGUGGGAAAUUCCCGGCAGAAGUUCGAGAGCAUUUCAGCACGCAUACCGAAGAAGAAGCCGAGACUCGUGCGAAGUUCUUCGCAUACAACCAGGGCAUGCACGUCAUCCAUGUGGUCGGACCAAAGAUUCGAUCAAUCCAGAAUGCUUUGCAUGAUUUGUCACGAACGUACGUGAACGUGUUCGAUGAGUUCUGCAAGGUCUAUGAGGGCCCUGCAACGACCAGCAGACCAACAUCGCAGGUGUUGCGCCUGCUGCCGAUUUCAUCUGGCAUUUUCUUACAAAACAGAAAGCUUGAGCGAUACAUGGCAGAGAUCACAUGGAGUUCCAUUGUUCUUGCCUUUGGUAUGAUGCCAACCGCUCAACAAGAAAUCCUGCGGAAUUCGUCCAUUGAAGUUUGCAUUUUCAAGAAGGCAGAGUUCAAGUUAUACGAACAAAAGCUCAAAGAGAAGAAGAACUUGCUGGAUAGCUCUAUGGCAAACAAAUUGAAGCUCACAGAGACCUUCGGUGCAGUGCCGGACAAAGGUGGCUUCGAUUGGGUUCGUACCAAGAACAUGCCCACUGAUCGCCUUGAACGCCUAGCAUGCUUUACCCGCACAGCACAUGCGUUGGCAGCGCAGGGCUUCACUUCCCAAGCAGGAGAAGUAAAGCUAGAGCUUCAACCAACGAUUUCCGGUACCGAAGUGGUGAGAGCAAGCGCCUUCAAUGGCACAGGAAGCGGAAGGAAACUUUUGCAUCAUGAGAAUCUGACAGUCAUGGAGGUGGCCCUAAAGACUCAGUCUUCUGGAAAGAUGACCAUGGCUGUGAAUGCAGCAUCUGCUUAUCAAGUUGGAGGAGGGGUCAUGAGUGGAGGUCGCCAUGCCUUGGAAGAAACCUGGUGUACAAUGUCUACUCUACUUCCCUCGUUGCAAAAGGUUCAAUGGCAGGAUCGCCGAGACACUUCUCAUGCCCCGCCAGGUGGCCAUCACCUACACCAGCACAUUCCAGUGGAUGCGUGCGUUUUGAGCCCGGCUAUCCAGGUCUUUAGAGACACCAGUGCCAAGGGAUACCGUUUUCAAGAGCGGCCUGUCACCCUUACCGGUGUUUGCAGCAUGGCUAUGUUCAACAUGAACUCCCGGGUGGCAGACAGCCCACUAGAUGCUCCUCGUGAGUUCACUGAGUACUGCAAGCAGGUGAAGGACAAGUUUAAGGCUGCCAUGGCCUGCAUGCUAAAGCUCAAGGCAACUGUGCUUGUUUGUCCAGAUGUUGGCUGUGGCGUCUUCGAGAAUGACCCUGAAGUUAUGGGCUGCUUGCUUGGCGAGGUUGUUCUGGACUAUCCCGGGGACCUUGAGGUGAUCGCAACAGGGAAACCGGCCUUCUUUGAUGCUUUGCGCAAGACCGUUGAGGCUGAUCCCAAGCUUCCGCUCAGAGCAACAGGGGCUGCACCAGCCUCCUUUGAAAAGCUGAAGGCUGCGCCUCCCAAGGCUGCGCCUCCCAAGGCUGCGCCGUAUGCACCAAAGGCCAAGGCAAAGAGUGCUCCUGGGACAAGUGCACCAAGUGGAGCAAGUGCAUCUGGACCCCCAUUGGCGGAAGCCAAAGCAGUGUCACCAGCGGCCCCAAGUGCACCAAAAGCUAAGGCCAAGUCAGGAGCAGUGCAAGCGAAAGCAUCACCGAAGGCUGCACCAAUGAGCUGAUAUAGAGAGCUUGCACAUUAGGUUGAAUAUUCGCCAAAUGACUGGUUUCCCAGCAAUGACUUAGCAACUUGCACAACCCCUCCAUAUGUGAAGUGCUUCGGAACCCAGCCGCAUGGGCUAUGUGGCGAGCUUGAAGCUUAAUUCAGCUUGUGGUGAAGACCCCAAGCUGGUCCAGUGCUUGCAUCAAGUGGCUGCAACAGAUUUGCUAUGAUGUGUUCCAGC